AUGUUGUUUAACUGUUUGUGGGUGUGGCUACUUCCAAUUUGGAAGGCAUUUUCAAGGCUGCUUUGUGAGUUUCACACUGUGCAUGCUUUGAAUUUGCAAGGGUUGUUACUUUGUCUAUGUUAUUUAAUUGUUUGUGGGUGUGACUACUUCCAGUUUCCAAGGUGUUUUCGCAUAACUUUGGAUAUAGUUUUUGAGUUAGGUUUUGUUGUGGCUCUGACUGAAUGGUUUGAAUUUGCAAGUGUCCUUAUUUUUGGCCGUGGUGUGGUUGCUGGGUUGUUACUUUGGUUAUGUUAUUUAACUGUUUGUGGACGUGAUUACUUUGAGUCUGCAACGUCUCUGUUCACUUUCACAGAUUCUGAAAUUAGAAUUACAUGUUUUGAUGAGAUAGCUAAGUUACACUCUAACCGUGUGGACAUAGGUUCACAUUAUCUUAUUUCAAAGGGAUCUAUUAAGAAGGCAAAUGCAAGGUACAACAAACUAAAUAGUCAUUUAGAAAUCACCUUGUUUGAUGCAUCCAUACUGAAACGCUGCACCAACGAAGAACAAGCAGAUCAACAAGGUCCUCCUUUCAUGCCCAUUAAUGAAUUGUUUCAUCUAACAAAUAACAUGUUGGUUGACAGAAUUGACCUUGUUCUAUAUGUUGGAGAUAUCAUUCCAAUACACAGGAAAGAUGGCAGUCAAACACACAAACGUGUUGUGAAAAUUAGUGAUCUAUCUAAUUCAACAAUUGACAUCAACCUAUGGGGUCCAAUGGCAGAACAAAAAGGCCUAGAAUUGAAAAAUAUGUUGAUCAAUGAUAGUUUGGUUAUCCUUGCUUUACGUAAUUCUCGUGUUGGCUAUUUCAAUGGGAAGCUUAUAAACAUAACAGCUGCAACCAUAUUACAUAUCAACCCAACUUUUCUAGAAGCAGAGCUUCUAAUGUUAAGAGGAAAGGACCCUUUGCUUGUUGUACCCUUUGUUGCAGAAACUAUCCACAUAGAUGGUAAAUAUAGUAGAAUGACUAUUUCUUCAAUUCGUGAGCAAAUGAGCAUCAAACCAGAAACAAUUCAAACAACUUUGCUAGCCGUUCUGCGCUUUUUAAACGUAACUGACCAAAAUUUAUAUUACGCAACCUGUCCACUAAUAAUCAAUGGAAGGCCUUGCAAGAAAAAAUGUACACAUCAAGUUGAUGAUUCUCUGUUUUGCUCUAGAUGUCAAAUGACUAUGCAAGACUAUAAUUAUAGUUACCUCUUGCCACUAAAGUUACAAGAUGCCACAGGUACUCUAUGGGCCAUUGCAUUUGAUGAGGGUAGCAUUCACUUGCUACACAAAACUGUAAAACAACUUUGUGCACUACAAAAUGAUGCAACAACAACAGAGACAGCUUGCUCAGUGAUUAAGAGACUACUGUCAUGUCACUAUUCAUUCACACUGUCGGUUUCCACUGAGACAUAUAAUUCAGAAUCAAAGAUGAAAGUGACAGUCAAUAAAGUCUCUCCUGUUGACUUCAAAGCUGAGUGUCAUGCACUACUUCCAGAAAUUAAUCAUCUAAGUACACAGACUUAG
This is a messenger RNA of Cryptomeria japonica (Japanese cedar), 1545 nucleotides long. Its product is annotated as replication protein A 70 kDa DNA-binding subunit E-like. The record is from RefSeq and is a predicted model, not a curated record. The transcript has 4 exons. Lineage: Eukaryota; Viridiplantae; Streptophyta; Pinopsida; Cupressales; Cupressaceae. Bases 1 to 1545 code for a protein of 514 amino acids.